ACAAGCGAUGAUGCAAAGCAAUGCAAAGCUUAGUGUCAAAAUUAAAGUUGUAAAAUAAUUAUAUAAAUAUUAUCUAAAUAAAUAAAUUAGAAAAUUAAUAAAACCAAAGUUUUUAUAAAAAAAAACAAAUCAGUUGAGUGUAUAUUUAAAAAAAUAAAGUGUAUGAAAUUAAUAAAUACGGGAAAAUUGGUUUUAAACAUUGACAAACAUACGCAACAAACAACAACGUACAAAUAUUUUUUCCAUGACCAAACCAAGAAAUUACGGAGCAACAAAAAAGUGACACACACAUAUUGUAGAUUAUUAAUAAAAAUAAAAUAAUUUUAUAAUAAUAAUAAUAUUUAUUAACUAAUAAAUAAAUAAAUAAAAAUAUCGUUAAUUUUUUUUUAAUAUUUAAAAUUGAAUUAUUUAAUUUUGAGUUAACCGGUAUUAAUAAAAAAAAAAAGAAAAAAAUAUUUAAAUACCUUUGAUGAUAUAAAAGGCAAAAUAAUAAUUAAAUAAAAUUUUUUAUUAAAAUGAGUAACUAAUAAUAGUAUAAAUAAUAAAUUAAUUAAUAAUUAUUUUAAAUUAUUAGUUUAUUAUUUGAAUCCUGCGCGGUUAAAUGUUGAAUCGUGUGUGUGGUUUUUUUGGUCGUUGAAAAAAAGAAAAAAAGAAAAAAAAAAAGAGAGAGUAAGAGAGAGAGAGAGAGGUUGGAAAAAAUGGCUCUCGUUACGUGUCUGCAUCAAAAAAUCUGCUAGUAAAAGACUUUUUCAUAAUUGAUGAGUCUUUUUUUAUUUUUAUUAUUAAAUUAUUUUUAAUAUUUAGAAGAAAAAAAAAUUUUUUUUUUAAAUAGCCAUUUGGUUUUUAAUUCAAUCGUGAUAGGUGUUUCGAUGAAUGGCUGAUAACAAUUUUUAAAGCAUUAUUUAAUCAUCACCUUCAGGUGUAUGUACUCGAUUAAGAUACAUGUUUGUGUGACAAUAACAUAGGGUUACUGGUAGCAUUGAUGCUACUCAAACAUCGCGUCACACACAGAUGAACACCAAAGCAAUAAGGCAUUUGGAUUCUCUUUAAUUUGUCCAGUUGAUAUCAUUCAGUGGCCUUUUAUUAUCCUGAAAAUAAAAACCAUUAAUAAUCAUUCUAAUUGUUAAAAUAUUUUACUCGUAAACAGCACAAAAAUGCCUCGUGUUAAAAAACAGAUAGUAUUGGGAGGUCUAAGUAGGCCAAUGACACCAGAAAUAACACAAAAUCAUUUAGUAAAAACAGAAUUUAUCAUUGAUGAAUCAUCAUUGGACGAGCCACAAUCACAAAAAGUUGCUGAAGAAACACCAAGUCCACAUUUACAAGAUCAUCAAUAUGGACAGACACCUUGUUAUCAAGCAACUAAAAAACCUACACAAUCAUUGUCACGUCCAGAGAAUAACUCAGUUCAAGCUGUUAAAAGAAGACUGAAUCUUGAAGCUCCAGUUGCAUCACCAAGUAAAUCAACAUUUAAAGCACCACGUGUAAAACGUCAAAGAACUGGUUCACAUACUGGUUUAUUAACAAAUAAUACACCAACAAAAGUUAGAAAUGUUGAAAGAACAAGAUAUGAUACAUCACUAAGUUUAUUAACAAAAAAAUUUAUAAAUUUAGUUGAAAAUAGUAGAGAUGGUGUUGUUGAUUUAAAUGUUGCAUCUGAAAAAUUAGAAGUACAGAAACGUCGUAUAUAUGAUAUAACAAAUGUAUUGGAAGGUAUUGGAAUAUUAGAAAAAAAAAGUAAAAAUAAUAUACAAUGGAAAGGUGGUCAAUUACCUGGUGAACGUAAUGAUAUAUUAGAAUUACGAAGGGAUGUUGCUAAUUUAGAAACAAAAGAAAAUGCACUUGAUCGUUUAUUAAAUGGUGCUGAAGAAAAAUUACGUGAAUUAUGUGCUGAUAGACAAUAUGCAUAUGUAACUUAUCAUGAUUUACGUUCAGUUGUUGCAUAUCGUGAUCAAGCAAUAAUGGCUGUUAAAGCACCACCAGAAGCAACACUACAUGUGCCUCAACCAACAAAUAAUCUUGGUCAACCAAAAUUACAAAUUCAUAUGCGUUCAUCACAAGGUGAAAUUGAAGUAUUUUUAUGUCCUGAUGAUCCAGCAAUUAAAAAUCAUAAUAAUAUUAAUAAUAAUAUAAAUAAUAAAGAACAUAAUCAUCGUCAUUUAUGUAAACAAAGAAGCAAAAUGGAAAAACAAAAUAAUCAUAAUUCUACAAUGUCUUCCAUAAUAAAUGAUAAUAAUACAACAUCAACAAUUAAUCAUCAUAAAAAUCAGACACAAAAAAUUAAUGAUAAAAAAUCAACGACAAUUGAUUGUCAAAAUAAUAGUAGUAGUAGUAUUUCAACAAAAUCAAUUAAUAAUAUUAAAAAUCAAGGUAAUAAAACAUUUGAAAAAGAGGCAUUUGUACCAUCUGGUAUGAGAGAUGCAUUGUUAAGUGAAUCUGAUGAUUUUGGUCCUAUGGGUGGUGGUAGAUUCCAACUACAGACUGAUGAUCAAAAUUCCUCUAUAGAUAUUAAUACAUUUGACUUGGGCGAGUCACUGCUUUCACUUGAACCACCACUUUCAGAAAAUGAUUAUGCAUUUACUCUUGAUCAUGGUGAAGGCCUUUCAGAUCUUUUUGAUUAUUCAUUUUAGGAUUUUUUAAUAAUUAAUCUUUGUUUUAAACUUAAAAAAUUUCAUAUUAUGAAAAAAUUAAAUUUUUUUUCAUUUAAAAAUACUGGCACGAGUUCGUCUUCUCGCAAUAAAAUAUGGCACAAGGAAAUAAAAAAAACAAUACAUUAUAUUGUUGUUUUAAGAGAAAAAAAAAAAAAAAAUCAUAACAUUGUGUACAAACAGUGUACCCACAUUUUUUCAUUAAAAAAAAAAAAAUUUAAAUAAUAAUAUUGACUAUGAAUGAAUCAAUAUUCCAAAAUUCACAAACACGAAAAAUUGCCAUUAGACACACUCAUACUGUUAUACUGUUUUUUUUUU
Messenger RNA from Aphidius gifuensis, 2963 nucleotides. RefSeq names its product transcription factor E2F3-like. Gene Ontology annotation, biological process: regulation of transcription by RNA polymerase II. Gene Ontology annotation, molecular function: protein dimerization activity; RNA polymerase II cis-regulatory region sequence-specific DNA binding; DNA-binding transcription factor activity, RNA polymerase II-specific. Lineage: Eukaryota; Metazoa; Arthropoda; Insecta; Hymenoptera; Braconidae. Gene Ontology annotation, cellular component: RNA polymerase II transcription regulator complex. The record is from RefSeq and is a predicted model, not a curated record. The coding region runs from base 1155 to 2627 and encodes 490 amino acids. The transcript has 6 exons.